Messenger RNA from Racocetra persica, 198 nucleotides. The record is from the annotation of a GenBank genome assembly. Lineage: Eukaryota; Fungi; Glomeromycota; Glomeromycetes; Diversisporales; Gigasporaceae.
AAUAUGAAAAUAUUUAUUUCAGAAUAACAAAUGCCUUAUAUAAAUAUGAAAUGAAUCCAGAAUGUGCUUCAAUAAUUGAAAUAAAUGGAUUUGAAACGAAGGAUAAAGCAACAUACCUUAACAUCUUAGAAAAUUAUUCUAAACAUGAAACUAAAUGUUCUUUUGAAAGAAGAAGUUGGCAUCAUUAUCUGCCGUAUG